GACGGUGCCUCCUCUUCCCAGGGAGGGGAAAUACGGCCAUGCCGCCUGCUUUGGGCUGCAGCCGGGCUGCUUGCUUGCCAACGGCAGCCGCCAGAUCGCCGUUGCUGCCAUGGUGGCCAACUUCACCAAGCCGACACAGGACACACCGUCCCUGCUGCAGCACGAUGAGGUGGAGACCUACUUCCAUGAGUUUGGCCACGUUAUGCACCAGCUCUGCUCACAGGCUGAUUUUGCCAUGUUCAGUGGGACCCACGUGGAACGGGACUUUGUGGAGGCCCCCUCGCAGAUGCUGGAAAACUGGGUGUGGGAGAAAGAACCGCUGCUGCGCAUGUCCAAGCACUACAAGACCGGCAGCCCCAUCCCGGAUGAGCUGCUGGGAAAGCUUAUCCGAUCGCGCCAGGCCAACACAGGACUGUUCAACUUGCGGCAGAUUGUCCUGGCCAAGGUCGACCAGGCCUUGCACACACGGAUGGAAGUCGAUGCUGCGGAAGAGUACGCCAGGCUUUGCGAUGAGAUCUUGGGUGUCCCAGCGACUCCAGGUACAAACAUGCCAGCCACAUUUGGCCACUUAGCAGGAGGUUACGAUGCCCAGUACUACGGCUACCUCUGGAGUGAGGUCUACUCCAUGGACAUGUUCUACACCCGGUUCAAGCAGGAGGGCAUCAUGAACCCCAAGGUGGGGAUGGACUAUCGCACCUGCAUCCUCUGCCCGGGGGGCUCUCAGGAUGCCUCCGACAUGCUGCUCAGAUUCCUUGGCCGAGCCCCGAAGCAGGAUGCCUUCCUGGCCAGCAAAGGGCUGGUGGUGGAGCCCAGUGGGUGAGCCGUGGGCCGCCCCCUCCCUGGCCAUGCAAGUCCCUCCUCUCUGACCUUGGUCGUAGCCACGCCGCUCACCCACGAUCAUUCUUGGCAGUUGCCAUUCUGCAGAACUGACGCCACGUCCGUCUUGCUGUGGCCAGCUGUGUGAGAGAGGAAGCCUGCAGCGGGGGGGCGGGAGCACAAGCUGGGUGGCCUAAGGGCUGGCAGCCUUCUGUCAGUCUUCCCUUGCCCAGCACCCCCCAGAUGCGCUGCACUGCAGCUCCCUGCCAGCUGGGUGUAGCAGUCUGAGUAUCUGGAGAGUGCCGGGUCGGGGAAGACAACUCUGUGGGGGGAGGGGACACAUUUUUGGAGCAACAGAGGGAAAAUGGGGGGAAAGAAGCAAUGAAUUGCGAUUCAAUUGCUCUUUCCAAAAAUGUUGCCCAAUUCCAUACUUCUUCACAAAAAUGGGGAGCCAAUAUGGAAACAUAAGGUCAUUUUCUACCUCCAAACGGUUCUGGGGAAGGAAAGGCAGGGCAGGCUGGGCCAAGGGGCUGGAACCGGUCUCUUUUCUUGGCAAGCACGUGCCUAGAUGGUGGCACGCAGGCAGCCAUUGCUCCAGGGUGGCCCUGCUCUUUGCAGACUGACCCGCCCUCGAUCCACCUGCUCCUGGGAGCCAGUUGCAAAGGCAGCCUUCCCUGCUCAGCUUCUCAGGGGUCCUUCCAGCUCGGCUUGCUUGGUGUAGGCUCUGCACACCUUUGCUUGCAAGUGAGGCUUCCUGUGUUCCUGGGCUUGCUUGCAGGCGAAUGUGCCUGGGAUCCGGCCUGGGUCAGGGGAUGAGGGCCGCCCCAGGAACCAGGGGCGCAUGGCACGCAGCCAACCUGCACCCAUAUGGUGGGGGCAGGUGCUCUGCAUGCGGAUGCUGCUGCGGAGGCUGCAUGUGGGGCCCUGGAUGUUCUCUGGGGCACGUGCAGCUGUGUGGGUUAGGACUCCCAGGCUCAUUUGAUGUCCAGUGUCUAUGGGUUCUAUGUCUGCCCCUUUGGCCCCGUUCACUGGUCCCUGUUCUGUGUGUGUUGGUUUCUGUGUCAAAUAUUCUGGCUUUGGACUGGCCCAAAGUUUUUUUCUUUUCACUUACUGCUUCCACCCAGAUGUUCUUGGUCACACAAAGAACAAAGGGAAAUAAGUCUUGGAAGAAGGGAGGGUUCCACACGCAGGCCAGGGCGGGAAGGGAGUCGUGCCUCCUGGGGCAGCGAAGCGGCACUCCUCUGCCCCAGCACCUGUACCGGGAGGCCUGGGGGUGCCUGAGACCACCUUGGAUGGUGUUGCAGGUCAGCAGAAAACUAAAAAUUGCCAUCCCUUCUGGGGGUACUGUGAAAGUCUAUAGGAAAAACACACCUGGCCUUUCUGCCUUUAAUGCUUUUUGGUCUCAAAUGGAUUGCAGAUGGAACAUUUUCCUGCAUGGGGCACCCUCUCCCUUACUGCUCUUAGAGUUUGGGGUUUAGAUAUUUUGACCAAGGCUCACCCAAUAAAGUUUCUAAAAAUGUUAA
Messenger RNA from Varanus komodoensis (Komodo dragon), 2339 nucleotides. RefSeq names its product thimet oligopeptidase-like. Gene Ontology annotation, biological process: proteolysis; peptide metabolic process. Gene Ontology annotation, molecular function: metalloendopeptidase activity. The record is from RefSeq and is a predicted model, not a curated record. Lineage: Eukaryota; Metazoa; Chordata; Lepidosauria; Squamata; Varanidae. Gene Ontology annotation, cellular component: mitochondrial intermembrane space. The coding region runs from base 110 to 820 and encodes 236 amino acids. The transcript has 5 exons.